Molecule: messenger RNA, 3579 nt
Organism: Perkinsus marinus ATCC 50983
Lineage: Eukaryota; Perkinsozoa; Perkinsida; Perkinsidae
Exons: 27
Coding region: 13-3579 (1188 amino acids)
Biological process (GO): ribosomal large subunit biogenesis
Cellular component (GO): nucleolus; nucleoplasm; Noc2p-Noc3p complex
Source: RefSeq, a predicted model, not a curated record
CCCUUCGUUGUUAUGGUAUCUAAGAAGGCUUCCAAGAAGUUCAAUAAGGCAAAAUCAAAGGUGUCGGCUAAGGCGAAACAGAAAGCGAAGCUCACCGAUAAGAUUAAACGUAGAGAUGAGAUCAAGGAGAGCAAACGGAAAGCUAAGCUCACCGAGGCAGAGUUAGGGGGACCUGAGGAGGACAUGGACGCAGAGCUAGAUGCUCAGUUGGCCGAGAUAGGCUCCGAUGACGAGGCAGUGUUCUGUGUGCCUGAUGGUAUGGAAGGCGAGGAGGAGCUCGUGAGGGCUCUCAACGAGGGGGAGGACAAGACGGCUACUCAAGAGGGGGCGGACGAUGAUGAAGCUGAUACGCAUAAGAGGGAGCUGGAGGCUCUCAAGGAGACCGAUCCAGAAUUCUAUAAAUUCCUUCAAGAGACGGAUCAAGACUUGUUGGAGUUUGGCCAGGGUGAAGAAGAGGAGGAGAAGGGCCCUAGAGCGAAGGAGAGGAAGCAACCGCAGGCUAAGGCUGACACUGGGGUGCUUACGAUGGAGCGGUUGAAUGAGCUGACGGAGGCAGCUGAGGGGAAGAAGGACGGCAAUAAGUCGCUGAAGGCCCUCCGAGCAGUCCUCUCAGCCUAUCGGGUGGCCAGUCGCAUGAGCAGGGGAGAGGCGAAGGAAGGGGCAGAGUCCGAGGAAGGAAACGACUCAGCUGCUCCUGGUAUUCGCAUUGAGGAUGCGACAGUGUUUAACGCCGUAUUGGAGUGGACUCUGAAAAAAGCCCCGGAGCUCCUGGACCAUCAUGACAAGCAAGUUGCCAAGACCAAGGGGACCGCUGCUGCUGUUGCCGGGGGCGGCGGUAAGACGUUUAUGCUGGGCCGUUUAUUCUGGAGUGAAAGUCUCAACUUAUUGCAGCAGCUUACUGACCUCGACACACAGGAGUUUGUGCUGUGGCAAUUGGGUAAUGGUAGUGCUUUGAAGUACCUCAUGCAGUUGAAGAAGUUGAAGCCGCUAGUAAUAAAUGAGCUCUGCAGGAAGUGGGCAAAGGGAGCUGCCCAGGGCACCAAGUUGGCGGCCUUCUCGGCGCUAUACAAUCUGGUGGGGCAAAUACUAAAGGGUGGUGCUUCCUCUAAGAAGGGUAUUGAAGGGGCUGGGCGGGAGGUUGAGGGUAUAAUGAGGCGGAUGUAUAGGGCAUAUGUCGUAUCGUUACAGAGGGUGCCUGCCCUCACACAUAGGCAGUUGUCGGCUUGUCGGUUCAUGGAGAACUGCAUUGCUGAGAUGCUCACACUGGAGCCCCAAGCCGCCUAUCGUAUCGCGUUUACGAGUAUUCGUCAACUUGGCGUCAUAUUGCGGUCGGCUAUGAAGGCCCAAAGCAAGGGCAUCAAGUCGAUUACUCCUGGGCAGCCAGCUGGGGGGUCUAAGGCAAGCAAAGCGGCAGCAGGAGGAACAGCUGGUGUGGAGGCGGUGCGUCAACUGUAUAGUGUAUGCUAUGUGAGAAGCUCUGCGGUGUGGGUUGCUGCUAUGGAACGCCUACCGGAGCAGUUAAAGGACUUGUUGCACCCGCUAAUGGUGAUACUGUUGUCUGCGGCUAAGUCCAAGGAAGGCCACACUGUCUAUUUGCCCUUCAUGCUGCAUAUGCUGGAGCUCGCCAACUCUCUAGCCGAAAAGGCUAAUGUCUUCGCUCCGCUCACUUCCCUUCUGCUCCGAGGGUUGUCGAACUUAGCGGCUAAGGAAAAGCAGCAGACCAGUACUAGGCGACCAGCCACUGCCUCUACUGACCUGAAGCCGACUCAGGUGGACCUCGUUGUGAGGGUGUCCGAGAGGCAACUUGACAACCGUCCAACUAGCCAGGCUUUGCGGAAGUACCUCCUAUUUGUCCUCACACACCACUUGGCCUUGCUGGCCCGCAGCCCGUCCUAUCCCGAGAUCACUACUCCGUUGAUGACACAUCUCAAGAGGCUACAGAAGUCCAACCUAGCAGUCAAACAUGAGUUGAAGCCGUUGAUUGCCUUGUCGGAGGAGACUUCAGCCCAAGUCACCCGCAUGAGGAGCUCUCUGAAGUCCCCACCAGAGCAGUUCAUGAUUUACACCUAUACCGAUACUGCUAUGGGGAAGGCCUAUCUACAGCAGCAGAAGCAGAGGGAGGAGGAGGAGAAGAGCAAGAUAGAGGCGAUGAUGAAGGGCGAUAAGGAGAUCGAACAGCGGCUAAAACGCCAAAGGGCCGAGGAGACUGGCGAGACUGAGGAGGGCCCGGCUAGGAGUAAGCGGUCUCUGAAGCGUCAGAGGCAGAAGGAGAAGAAGAGACAAGCAUGGUUGGCCGCCCAGACUGCUGCAGCUGAGGCUAUUGGAGAGGCAGCUCAGCAGGAUAAGAGAUAUGAAGAUGAUGCCGAACGACUAGCCUUGUUAGAGAGAAUGCUCGCUAAGGGUGGCGCACUGGUGACGGCGGAAAUUUGCUCCUUUCUGGACAGCAUGAGUGUUGGCAAUUUCAUAGCUACCUCGCGUAGCGUGGAGCAGAUCUUGUGGGAGGAAGUGCCGGCUGAGUGGAAGAGAGCAGGACGAUGUAAUCAGCAGUGCUUCUGGACUAUGCAUCUGAUAGCUACCCCUGCUACGUGUGGUCGUCUUUGCUGUGCUGGACGCUAUUUAAGUCCUAUGCUAUGGAGUUUACGUCUAGAGGCUCAGCCAGAACAGCCACUGCGCCACGCCCUGUUGAGGUCACCAAUCACGAGGUCGUUACGACGGCUGGAAGUGAACUGUGGGAAUGUUGAUAUUAACCCAUUACUGCCUGUGCUGAGAGAGUGCUGCUUGGAGGAGCUGGAGAUGGAGAACAUCGACGAUUUUGAGAUGGUGCAGCCAUUGCUGAAGACAUCUUUAAAGGAGAUAAGACUGUCUGCUGCACGGGAAUGCCGCUGUUCCGAGCUGGAGUUUCCGCCUGGGAUGACUUGUCUGAGAGAGAUACAGCUCAAUUCGGCCCGAAGGGGCGUUUGCCAUGUACCUUCCCGCUCGCUACGGAACGUUCUUGAGGCGGCAGCGAAUCUACGUUGGUGUUCUUUGACAGGAGCUACUACAGACAAUGAUGAGGACCUUAUCUGUGCUCUAUUUGUACUAUCAUUCCUCGACGACCUACAACUUUUUGAUGUUUCCUUUAACCCGAGUCACGGAUGGGGCAUGGACCCUUACCGUUUAUAUCAGCUACGCCGCAGACUUUUCCCGAGCUACCCAAUAUUCUGCGCUAACGAAGAAGCCUCUGCUAUAUGUGUAUGUAGGGGUCUAGGGUCAGCACCAGUAGAGAGACUACGUGAGAGCUAUCUUACUUGCCUCUGGUCCCGUAGUGGAUGGACACCAGAACGCCUAGCCUGUUGUGAAGUUGGAGUUGAUAAACUGGAGUGUCGGGAGUGCGAAGAGAUACUAAAUUGGUACUCAUCCAGUAGUGUGGUCCCUACAGUUUCUCAUGUAGUUGAGAGGGCAGUAUGUGGGCGUUCCCCUCCGCCCAUCGUCCGCAGCUGUGCUGAAGCCAGGCACCAGGCCCUUGCUGUCCGUCCCUGCCGAUCGGCGGCGCCUCCUUCACGACUUUGGAGGAGCAUCGCUACCUUCUUUGGUCUGUAG